ACACAGUCAGACAAAAAUUGAUACGACCUUGUCGCACAUGAUUCUGACAAUUCGGUAUUAGUUGGAAAAAUCUGCGGCCUGUGAAAGAACAUUGUUUUUUCGUGUUCCGGCUGGUGGUUCUUUUCGAAUAAUUUAUAAGUUUGUCUUAGCUGCUGCUUUAAAGCCAUCCGAUAACAAAACCGCCUCCGCACAAUGUCAAUGUUGCUAUCGAGGACGAUUCUUCCGUUGCACCGUACGGUGAGGAGUAUCCAGGGACAGAUUUUGCGGACCAUGCAUUUGCAGCAAAGCCAAGCCUUCGUCAAUGGGCGCUGGGUGGGCGCCCGUGGUGGUCAAACCUUUGACGUGACCAAUCCGGCCAAUGAACGCGUGAUUGGAACCGUCCCCGAUAUGGACGUAAGCGAUGCUAAUGAAGCAAUUGACGCUGCCUACAGCGCGUUCUACGACAAACAGUGGCACAAUAGUACGGCCAAGGAACGAGCUGCACUGCUGAAGAAAUGGUUCCAGUUGAUGGAGGCAAACCGCUCGGAAAUCGCCCAAAUAAUGACGGCCGAGUCGGGCAAACCCAUUCCGGAAUCGAUGGGCGAAAUCACCUAUGGAAACUCGUUCGUCGAGUGGUUUGCCGAGGAAGCGCGCCGCAUCUACGGUGAGAUUGUUCCCGCCCCGCAAGCCAACCGUCAAAUUAUGCUCACCAAGCAGCCGGUUGGAGUGGCGGCCCUCAUCACCCCGUGGAACUUUCCUCAUGCCAUGAUCACGCGAAAGGCGGCCGCAGCCAUAGCUGCCGGAUGUACGGUUGUGAUCAAACCGGCCGAAGACACGCCGCUGACCGCACUAGCACUGACCAAGCUGGCCGAAGAGGCUGGUUUCCCGAAGGGAGUGGUCAAUGUGGUAACUAGCAGCCGGAAGAAUGCUGCCAGCAUUGGAGAGCUGUUAUGCAAGAGUGAUAAGGUGGCGGCCAUUUCUUUCACCGGUUCUACGGAAGUAGGCAAGCUGCUGUACAGGCAGUGCGCAAAUGGGAUCAAACGAAUCGGGCUGGAAUUAGGAGGAAAUGCUCCAUUUAUUGUUUUCAAGUCUGCUGAUUUGGACAAGGCCGUUACGGGAGCCAUGAACUCCAAGUUCCGCAAUUGUGGACAGACGUGCAUUUCAGCAAACCGAUUCCUAGUUCAAGACGGAAUCCAUGAUGAAUUCAUCGCCAAACUUACUGAGAAGCUAAAAGCGCUAAAAAUUGGCGAUGGCAGCCAAGAUGGUGUGCAAAUUGGCCCCCUAAUCAACCAUGCUCAAAUCAAAAAGGUUUCCCAUUUCGUGGAAGAUGCACAGCAGAAAGGAGCUAAAAUCAUUUACGGUGGCAAGCCACUUACUAACCACGGAUCCUUAUUCUUUGAGCCAACGAUCGUGACCCACCUGCGAGAUGACAUGCUUCUCUACAAUGAAGAAGUCUUUGGUCCGGUGGUUUCUGUCAUCCGGUUCAAGACCGAAGAGGAAGCACUCAAGAUUGCCAACGGAACGCAGCGUGGACUGGCAGGUUAUUUCUACAGCAACGAUUUGAACCAGGUCUUUCGGGUGUCAAGAUUGCUGGAAACUGGCAUGAUUGGAGUCAAUGAAGGACUAAUUUCCACCACUGAAGCAGCUUUCGGCGGUAUCAAAGAGUCGGGCAUUGGGCGGGAGGGCUCAAAGUACGGCAUCGACGAGUAUGUCUACAUCAAGUAUCUGUGCUACGGAAAUCUCGACUGAAUGCAUUGAGCAAAAAAAAUCGCACUCUUGGAAUGUGGACGCAGAUUAUAAAUGCACACUGUUGUUCCAGACUGACGUAGCGUUUCGUUUGUAGACUGGAAAAUGUUUCCAUUUGCACUACACCACUCGAGCAGCACUUGCUUUCCAGGCUACAAUGUUAAAAUAAUUAUAUGAUCCAACGGCAAAAAAGAAUACCAAUAAGCACAGCGCUGAACUUAGUCUUCCAUAUGUAGCAAAAAUAAAAAACUACAAAUCAGUGUAUGUACCUAUAUAAAUAUUACUAGUAAUGUCAAUAAAGUCAUCAUAAACUAUG
Molecule: messenger RNA, 2041 nt
Organism: Culex quinquefasciatus (southern house mosquito)
Lineage: Eukaryota; Metazoa; Arthropoda; Insecta; Diptera; Culicidae
Gene: Ssadh
Product: glutarate-semialdehyde dehydrogenase
Exons: 3
Coding region: 193-1728 (511 amino acids)
Biological process (GO): GABA catabolic process
Molecular function (GO): succinate-semialdehyde dehydrogenase (NAD+) activity
Source: RefSeq, a predicted model, not a curated record